GGAAAGUGUACAAAGAUGCCCAAAGCAGCGCGUUCCAACUCUACGGCUCGUCAGGAGCGACGACACAAUCCACUCAGCGAAGAGUACUCCCCCACCACGCCUCUCAAGCAAAAAGCAGGCAAGAAGAGGAAGUCGACGAGUGAAGCGAACGGCCAGGAUGGAUAUGUGGACAGCAAAUCGUCGCGAAGAAUCCUUGACUUGGGGCAGGACCUGGUCGACGAAGAUGAAGCCGAGCGACAAGCGAAGAGGCCCGCAGUAGCAAAUCCCGCAUUCUCACUCCGAGCUGACGAGGAUGAGGAUGAGGACGGCGGCGCCGAGGUGGGCGAGUACGACGAGGAGGAAGCCUGGGCGUCAGACGAGGAGGUGGAAGAGGUGGAAGUCGACCCCGAAGACAACGAAACAUGGAACAGGCUCAUGGGUGGCGGAGAGGAUCCUUCAAAACUGUUCGACCUGGCGGGACAACCACAUCAUGAUGGAGGAGAUGAGGAGGAAGAGCCAAGAGGACCGGACUAUCUUUCGAAUUUGAUUCUGGAGAAAAUCGCGGCGCAUGAAGCAGCACAAGCAGGAGGCGACCCAGACGCAGCGCCACGAAUAAUUGGAGGAGGCACGCUUGAAGAUGCUGUGCAAAUGGACCCCAAAGUCGUCGAAGUCUAUACACAAGUCGGUCUGAUUCUGUCACGAUAUAAGAGCGGAAAAUUGCCUAAGCCAUUCAAAGUCUUACCUACUUUACCACAAUGGGAUAUCCUUGUCGAGAUUACACGCCCGGAGGACUGGACUCCCAACGCCAUUUACGAAGCCACCAAAAUUUUCACUUCCUCACGACCAGCUGUCGCCCAGGCAUUCUGCCAAGAUGUGCUUCUCCCACGUGUACGAGAAGAUAUACGAGAAACGAAAAAGCUCAACGUACAUCUAUACAAGGCGAUGAAGAAAUCACUUUACAAGCCCGCAGCCUUCUUCCGCGGUCUGCUCUUUCCUCUUGUCGGCUCCGGGACAUGCACACUACGAGAAGCUCAAAUCAUUUCUUCGGUCCUCCAGCGUGUCUCGAUCCCUGUUCUGCAUUCCGCCACGGCACUUUAUAGACUUUGCGAAAUCGCAGCCGACCAAAUGAUGCACGAUGUCGAAGCGGCCGGCGCGUGCAACAUGUUCAUUCGAACACUACUCGAGAAGAAAUACGCUCUUCCCUUCCGUGUAGUCGAUGCGCUUGUUUUCCACUUUCUCCGCUUUCGCCAAAUGCAAGACUCGAAUGGCGAGGAUGUGAAUAUGGAAGGCACCACAACUCACGGCUUUCCGGGAAAGAAGGGAGCUGGUGACCCGAGAUUGCCCGUCAUAUGGCAUCAGUGUUUGCUAGCUUUUGCCCAGCGUUAUAAGAAUGAGAUUACGGAAGAUCAGAGAGAGGCUUUGCUUGACUUGUUGUUGGUAAGAGGGCACAAGCAGAUUGGUCCGGAAGUGAGGAGAGAAUUGCUAGAGGGGAGAGGAAGAGGAGUGAUUGCUGAAGAGGCUUUGGCUGAUGGGGGUGAUGAUACCAUGAUGGAUGUUUAAGGUGCUGACGACGUAUCUACUCGACUGCUUGCUCGGGAUCAAAGAUGGGCCGAUCCAUCCUUGGUCGAUGCGAGUAGAUAGACAUAGAGCUGAGAAGAAGCUUUCGAAAUUAAAAGUCUUCUGAACGCUAUUAACGU
Molecule: messenger RNA, 1676 nt
Organism: Sphaerulina musiva SO2202
Lineage: Eukaryota; Fungi; Ascomycota; Dothideomycetes; Mycosphaerellales; Mycosphaerellaceae
Product: Bystin-domain-containing protein
Exons: 1
Coding region: 16-1539 (507 amino acids)
Biological process (GO): rRNA processing
Cellular component (GO): cytoplasm; nucleolus; preribosome, small subunit precursor
Molecular function (GO): snoRNA binding
Source: RefSeq, a predicted model, not a curated record